Molecule: messenger RNA, 4367 nt
Organism: Rhododendron vialii
Lineage: Eukaryota; Viridiplantae; Streptophyta; Magnoliopsida; Ericales; Ericaceae
Product: replication protein A 70 kDa DNA-binding subunit B-like
Exons: 12
Coding region: 321-1727 (468 amino acids)
Source: RefSeq, a predicted model, not a curated record
GGGUGAGAUAGGAAGGGACUAUUGUAGCCAUCUGAUAAUGAGAAAUAUCCAGUUCAGUUCAUGCAAAAACAAUUCCCAAUGAAGUUGUGCUUUGCAAUGACAAUGAGGUAAAUCCAAAAGUUUACAAAAUGUUGGCAUAUAUUGAAGAGAAUUUGUGUUCUCUCAUGGUCAAUUGUAUGUUGCUUUGUCACUAGCAAAAGCUGUUGCUACUGUGAAAAUCUUGAUUGAAAUAGGAAAGGGAAAUCAUGGUAUCCCCGAUUAUCGGACAAGAAAUGUUGCGUAUCAAGAAUUGUUAACACUUGCAAAGUGUCAUUAACUUGAUGGAAACGCAGCUCACUCCAAUCAAGAAUAUCAAUAGUAGCACAAGAAAUUGGACAGCCAAAGUCAAGGUCCUUGAAAAAUGGAACCCAAGUCCACAUAGCCCAGUCAAGCUUCAAAAGUUGAUCUUAGCUGAUGCAGAGGGAAGCAGAGUCCAAGCAACAAUCAUUGAAGAUGAUAUUGAGAAAUUGGAAGACACUCUGCAAUUUUACAACACAUAUCUAAUUUCUAAUGCAGGCGUCAAAUAUGUUUUGCCGAAGUAUCGUCUCAAUAACUUUGAGUGGCAAUGGACAAUCAAUGCCAGAACAUUGAUUCAAACUGUUGAUGAAUCUCUAUCUCAUGAAAAUCUUCUCAAUCUUGAUUUCGUACCAUUUGAACAGUUUGAACAGCAUGCUGGUGGACAAACAACUAUUGAUAUAUUAGCAGCUGUUGCACGAGUCCAACCUCCCAAGGUUCUUAGUAAACCUGGAAAUCCAAUAGCACAAGAAAUUAUUCUCAUUAAUCAAGAGUUGAAGCCAAUUAUCUUGACCUUUUGGGAUGAUUUCAUAACAAGAGAAGGACAGUUGUUACAAGAUACCAGCCCAUAUCCAGUAUUGAUUGGAAUUCGUCUCAGAGUUAAUACAUACAAUGGUCAUUCAUUGUCAACUCGACCAGGAAGUUGUUUUGUCAUAGAUCCAGACACAAUGGCUGCACAUACGCUGAAAGCUUGGUGCACUGCAAACAAAGAAACUGUUGAGCAGCUUUGUGAUGAAUUCUUGGCUAAACCAAUCCUUCGAAUGGUACCAAAUCCAAAUGAUAAGGAUAUUAUAUGCAUCCCAGAUGUUCCAAAGACACCAGAAAUGGUUGAGAAGAAAAUGUAUUGGAUCCAAGGCAAGAUAUCAAUUGUAUCAUUGAACCAAAACUUCUGGCGCAUGGCCUGCCCCAACUGUCGAAAAUCCAUCAGUGCAAGAGAUGAAGUGAUAUUUGAUUGUUUCAAUUGCAACAGAAAAAAAGUUAUGGCAAAACCAAGUGUGAAAUUUGAAGUUCUAUUGACCGAUGCUUCUGGUUCAAUGACUGCAACAAUGUUUGAGGACUAUGCUGAAGAAUAUUUCUUAGUUGAUGGAAAAAAACUCAUGAAAUUUGCUGCAGAGCAGAAAGACCAAAAUGUCAUUACUGUCUUCCCAAAGUUGGCCUUGGAAAAUGAGUAUCGCAUCCAGCUGAAACCACGAGAAUAUCCUUCACGUGGUGUCAAAGUUCUUGAAUACAACAUCAGCGGCAUUAAACCUGCUGUAACUGAAGAUAAAGCCAAUGAAGAUCCAUUAACAGAGACAGGAAAAUAUUCAUCAGCUUCUUCAGAAGUAACUUUUGAAUCACCCGAACUCGAGCUCAGUGAGCAUACUAAAACGAGCACUAAUCAGGUUAAAACUUAAAAUAUUUUUUUUAAUAUCGUGCUGUUAAACUCAAAUAGCUGGCUUUUUCUAAUGGUUAGUCCCUCUUUUUUGUAACAAGAGCUACUAUGCUUGCUAAUAUGACACGAAGGACUAUAAAUCACCACAACUGUUUCAGACUUUCAGUACUUCCAUUUACACUCCUCUAUACAUGUUUGUUCUUGUGCAUUUGCCAUUAUGGUCCACUAAAAUUUCAGUGCUUUGUAUGUCUCUAUGUUACCAGGGAACUCUAUUACCCUAGCGAAUUACGUAUUGGUACGAACGUUCCAAAACAUGGUACACUGCUGUUCCAAAACGGUAAAUUUAGCGAUCCAGUGCGAUCCCCUUAGUUUUCCCCAAAAUGUAAACCUAUAAUGGUGAAAAUAGAGAGAAUGGAAUUUUGGUGGGUGAAAGUGUAUAAAGUUCAAUCUUUAUACUCCUAGUGUUGAGAAUAUAAAUAAUAAAGUUGCCCCUCUCUCUAAAAGCUUAAAAGCUUAAGCUUUUAGAUGAGUUGGUGGUUAACAAUCUAAUACCUAGAAAUGUGUUUUGUAUGAAUAAUUUGACAAUGUUUAGUUGCACUGGAUAUUAAUCGCUUGGAAGAGUAAGUUCUAGUUUUGUUAUCUAUGGAAGUCUACCGCUAGCGUACCACAAUUUAAGCAUGUGGCGUACCGGGUUUCCAUUCCCGUUCCUCGUAACAGAACAAUCUUCGUUCCUGGUAACAUAGGUAUGUCUUGUCUGUUGUUUGCUGAAUUUAGUGCUGGUUUGCUCCUUGGUACAUAAGCUGUUUUAAUUCUCUUUGUCAAGAGGAUUGAUUAGCUAAUUUCCUUGAAUGUGGAUGUGCUAUUUUAGACCAUACUUUAAGUUUCUCUAUUCGUUUGCCACAAAGGUGGCUUGUUUCAUCUCUUUUUUUUUUUUUCCCUUUCUAUUAUUGUCUUCUCAUGUUUAGACUCUCUUCCUUUCUGCAAAGUUACGAGAAUUGUUUCUUUGCGUUAUACCUUUGUGAUUUCACAAGGAUUCUGCUGGGGAUAACAAAGUAUUUCUUUUCAAAUUACUUCAAGGACAAUUUUUAUCCAAACUUCAAUAUAAUGGAUCCACCAAUGGUAGAAAACGGAUUAGUAGCUUUUCCUGAUCAAAAUGGAUUAGUGACUUUUUUAUUAGGACUCAGCGCGGAAUUAUCUCACUAGUGAUUGUAGAAUCUCUCUGUUUUCUUAGGACACCCCCCUUUUCUUUUUCUUUUUUUGCCGCUUUUGAGAUUGCAUUUGGAUUUUUCUGAUUCAAGUCAACAAAAGACAAGACCAGAAUCAUGUCGUACCAGCGCUGAGGAAACUGGUUGGCUGACUCUCCGCUCUGGGAUUUUCGCUGGCGCAGUUGCUUUGACAGGCAUUGGUAUAUUAGUUUACUUGAAGCGCUCCAACCUUUGAUUUUCUGCUGAUCUACUUAAAAGGGUGAAAAGACAAUAUAGCCACGAAGUUGAUUGUAUGAAUGCUGUAAGGCGUUUACCAGCGUCUUAGGAUGUUUCCUAAAGAUUGGUUUAAAUGAAGCUGAAGAUGGAAAGUAGCUAUUGUCCUCUCGUAGCCUUGGAGAACUGAAGAUUGAAUGUUUUGUCUAUGAUAGGAGAGGGAAGCGGGUGGGGGGGGUGGAAUCUACGCAAGCUAGAGAAGCUUUUUUCUUUUGGUCUAGUGAUUGGUGUAAUAGUUAUACCGACAAUACUGGAGGUUAAUUUGGAGUGGGUGAAACCUUGGAUCAUGUAGCUAGUGUUUUGGAACGCAGAGUUCUUGAAAAAACAAAAACUUAAUUACACAACGUUCUUAAUUUGCAAAGGCUGCAUAUACUGUGAAUGUGAAAUGGUGCUGGUUUAAGUCUGCCUGAAGAUUAUGGCAAUCGAAAUUUGCCAAUAGGUUUCGGAGAUUCAGAUUAAGUUAAAUCCUGUAUCAUGGUACGAGCUAGUAUUCGUUUUCUUUGUCACGAGAAACUCCUUUGGGGCUGGCUGCUGGAUCCACUAGGAUAAAGUUCUGAUACCGAUAACUACGAACAAAUCAAUUGCAGUUUUAUGGUAAUAGACUCAGUGUUAGUAUAACAUUCUUUUUAAUUGAGGUGCUUAAAUGUUAUAUUUAAUAACUUAAGGGCUAAAGUGCAUUUUUUUUAAGAAGUUGUGCAUGUGUGCCGUGUGUUGUUUGUGAGUGUGUUUCAUUAAUAAAAAAAAAAAAAAAGAAAGAGAACAAACCCAAAGGAAGUUCUGAUUUCUACGUUAGAGAGAGAGAGAGAGAGAGAGAGAGCAGCGUGGAGAAGAGGAGGAAGAAGAAGGGGAAAAGAAGAAGAAAAUUAGGGUUAGGUUGAUUGAAGCUCAAUUAGGUGACGAGUCGGUGAAUCAAGGAGCACCGAAACCAUAGUUGUACUUUCUUUUGGAGUACGAGUUUUGCAGGCGUUGUAGAUAUCCACUGCUGAUCGUCGUGGGGUUGUACGCUCGCUUAGGGUAGCAUGUCGGGAAGGUUGGACUAGUUUGGCAAAAUUUUUUAGAUAGGGAUGUAGUGUAGCCGAUGUUUAUAUUUGGUUCAUUGUAUAGUUUAAUGUUUUCUUAAAACUUUCGCUGUGUUUGUAAGAACGUUUAAGUUUUGCUUUAUCAAUAAAAUGGUUGUUGGUUAA